AUGAGUGAGAUUGAAAAUCUAACAGAAGACACUCCAUCAACAUAUGGGCAAAUGGAAGGAGCAACAUCAACUACACCUAUAUGCCCUCUUAGGAAGAAUCGAGAUAUAAAGCAAUCAAUCCUGAAUCCAAGUAGGAAGAAUGAUGGAGGUACUUCACUAGUUGUUGCCCACACCUUUGAUCAAGAGUUUUCAAGAGAUAAACUUGCUAAGAUGAUCAUUUUGCAUGAGUAUCUACUCAAUAUGGUCGAACAUGAUGGGUUUAGAGGUUUUGUCAACUCUCUCCAACCAUUAUUCAAGCAUGUAUCUCAAACUACUAUUAGGAGAGAUAUAUUGAAGAUAUAUGAGAGUGAGAAGACUAAGACAAAGAACUCCAUAAGUGACAAUCGUAGUAGAGCUGCAAUCACAACUGACAUGUGGACAUCAAACAAUCAUAAGAGAGGGUAUAUGGUGGUGACUGCACAUUAUAUUGAUGAUUCUUGGAUUUUGCGUAAUCAUAUUAUUAUGUUUAUAUAUGUGACUGCCCCUCAUACUGCUAAACUUCUGGCAAAAGAGUUGAUGGAGUGUUUGGUUGCAUGGUUUCUUGAACGUAAGUUGUCUACCUUAACUUUAGAUAACUGUAGUGUGAAUAUUGCCAUGAUGGAUCAAAUGAAAGAAAAAUUGAGAGGUGCUUCUUUACUUAUGAAAGGAGAAUUAGUUCAUAUGAAAUGUAGUGCACAUAUCUUGAAUUCGAUUGUUCAAGAAGGAUUAGAGGAAAUUCAAAGUGGCAUAGAAACUAUUCGUGAGAGUGCAUUUUUUUGGACUGCCACUCCAAAAAGAGUUGAAAAGUUUGAAGAGGCCAAGAAAGGACUGUCAUGUUCAAGCAACAAAAAGCCAGUGCUUGAUUGUAAGACUAGGUGGAAUUCCACUUAUCUGAUGCUUACUAGUGCCAUUGUUUAUAAAUAUGCCUUUAGUCAUCUAAUACACACUAAGAAAAAGUACAAAAAAGAACCUAGUGAGCUUGAUUGGCUUUUGGCUAAAGUUAUGUGGAGUGCCUUCAAUCUUCAUAUGAUGAGAUUAAGAUAA
Humulus lupulus (European hop) is the source of this 1062-nucleotide messenger RNA. RefSeq names its product zinc finger BED domain-containing protein RICESLEEPER 2-like. The record is from RefSeq and is a predicted model, not a curated record. NCBI's taxonomy places the organism in Eukaryota, Viridiplantae, Streptophyta, Magnoliopsida, Rosales, Cannabaceae. Bases 1 to 1062 code for a protein of 353 amino acids. The transcript is spliced from 4 exons.